Andrographis paniculata is the source of this 3075-nucleotide messenger RNA. RefSeq names its product probable methyltransferase PMT26. The transcript has 9 exons. NCBI's taxonomy places the organism in Eukaryota, Viridiplantae, Streptophyta, Magnoliopsida, Lamiales, Acanthaceae. The coding region runs from base 298 to 2733 and encodes 811 amino acids. Gene Ontology annotation, cellular component: endosome; trans-Golgi network; cytoplasm. Gene Ontology annotation, molecular function: methyltransferase activity. The record is from RefSeq and is a predicted model, not a curated record.
AGUGUGAGCAUCAAUUAAUGGGGAUUUAAAUAAACCCCAACCCCCAAAAGGAGAAGAAGCCUUUGUAGCUGUAAUUCCACGCGCGCGUGUGCUUAUAUUUUUAUAUAUAUAUUUAUACGUAGACAUAUGCAUCUUCUCCACACUGGAAGCCUUGUCGAGAGCCAAUCACCGACACUGUGUCUUAUACGCGGAAGAUAAGCCAAUGAGCGGAGCUCAUGCUCUGUGCUUCCAGAUCUGAAGAAAAGGUGCAGUAGGAGAAGCAUCGAGGAUUGUUUAAAGAGUUAAGAAGUUGAAGCCAUGGCUACUGGCAAGUACACAAGAAUCGACGGCCGGAAGUCAUCGUCGGGUUAUUGUUCGACCGUUACCGUUGUGGUGUUCAUAGCACUUUGUUUGAUCGGAGUUUGGAUGAUGACAUCCUCAUCGAUCUUCCCUGUUCAGAAAAGCGACGUUUCGGAGGAGAACAAGAAUGGGGCGACCGAGAUCAAUGCCAAGAAUAAGAAGGAUGGCACUCCAGCUGAAAACAGUCGCCCUCGAGAUGGACAAGAAAAAGUGUUCGAGGACAACCAGGGCGACUUAUCGGAGAAUGCAAUGAAGUCGGACAACAAUGGGGAUUCGAAUCAGGAGGAGAAAAAUGAGAAGCCUGAGGAAUCGAAUCAGGAGGAUAAAAAUGAGAAGCCUGAAGAGUCGCAGCCGGGAACUGAGGAUAAUAAGGAAUCAAAAUCCGAGGAUGAGAAAAAAGACGAGGUAACAGGGGAUAAGGAAGGUAGUUCGAAUGAUGAGAAUGACCCUCAAAAAAAAGCUGAACUUCAGGCGGAGAAUAAGGACUCUGAACCUGGCUCGACUAAAGAAGAUAAUGGCAAUGAAAGCAACCAAAAUUCCGAAGGGAGCUCAGGGACGACUGAUGGAGAUAAACAAGACGGUGGUCAGGCAGACGAGAAAAAAGAUGAGAAGCCGGAUCAAGAUUCCGCCGAGAACAAGGAGAAACAAGGCGAAGUGUUUCCUUCCGGGGCGCAAUCUGAGCUCUCGAAUGAAUCUACUACCCAAACCGGAUCAUUUUCAACUCAAGCUGCAGAGUCGAACAAGGAAAAAGAUGCUCAAACUUCACCUGCGCAAGAGAAUCCGAAAAAAUACGCCUGGAAAAUAUGCAAUACCACUGCUGGCCCCGAUUACAUUCCGUGCCUUGAUAACAUUGAGGCAAUUGUUCAUCUCAGAUCGACUAAGCACUACGAACACAGGGAGAGGCACUGUCCCGAAAAUCCUCCAACCUGCCUUGUUCCCGUCCCUGAGGGAUAUAAAAAAUCUAUCGAAUGGCCUACAAGCCGCGAAAAGAUAUGGUACCAUAAUGUUCCCCACACCAAGCUUGCUGAAAUCAAAGGACAUCAAAAUUGGGUUAAAGUUACCGGCGAGUUCCUUACCUUCCCUGGCGGUGGCACACAGUUUAAGCACGGCGCUCUUCACUACAUUGAUUUUAUACAACAGUCGGUACCCGAUAUUGCAUGGGGGAAACGUUCCCGAGUUGUUUUGGAUGUUGGCUGUGGAGUAGCUAGCUUCGGGGGUUUUCUCUUUGAUAGGGAUGUUCUAACAAUGUCGCUGGCCCCUAAAGACGAACAUGAGGCUCAGGUUCAGUUCGCCCUCGAAAGAGGAAUUCCAGCAAUAUCUGCGGUUAUGGGUACAAAGAGACUCCCAUAUCCCGGGAGAGUUUUUGAUGUUGUUCAUUGUGCUCGUUGUAGGGUACCGUGGCAUAUCGAAGGGGGGAAACUUCUGCUGGAGCUGAAUCGAUUGUUGCGUCCUGGAGGUUUCUUCGUAUGGUCUGCGACUCCCAUCUACCAAAAACUCCCCGAAGACAUCGAGAUUUGGCAAGCCAUGAAGAAAUUAACCGAAGCGAUGUGCUGGGAAGUCGUUUCGAUAACGAAGGACAGGGUAAACGGAGUAGGAAUUGCCGUAUACCGCAAGCCGGCUUCAAAUGAAUGCUACGAACAAAGGGAGAAAAACGAACCUCCCGUGUGCCAAGAUUCUGACGAUCCAAACGCAGCCUGGAACGUGCCGUUACAAGCGUGCAUGCACAAAAUCCCCGUGGCUCAAUCAGACCGCGGAUCGCAAUGGCCGGAACAAUGGCCCGAGAGGGCAGGGAAAGCGCCUUACUGGCUGUCGAGCUCUGAGGUCGGCGUUUACGGGAAGCCAGCUCCGGAAGAUUUUCAGACAGAUUACGAGCACUGGAAACGCGUCGUGGAAAACUCUUAUUUGAACGGUCUCGGCAUAAACUGGUCGUCGGUGAGGAACGUUAUGGAUAUGCGAGCUGUCUACGGAGGAUUGGCUGCUGCCAUGAAGGACUUGAACAUAUGGGUCAUGAACAUCGUCUCCGUUGACGCGCCCGAUACACUACCAAUCAUCUACGAGCGAGGCCUGUUCGGAAUUUACCACGACUGGUGUGAAUCGUUCAGUACUUAUCCGAGAUCGUACGAUCUUCUUCACGCCGACCAUCUGUUCUCGAAAAUUAAAACGAAGUGCAACUUCAUGGCGCUGGUUGUGGAGGCGGACCGGAUUCUGAGACCGGAAGGGAAGAUCAUCGUGAGGGACAAAGUCGAGAUCAUCACGGAGCUGGAGGAGAUAUUCAGAUCGAUGCAGUGGGAUAUUCGGAUGACGUACGCUCGGGACAAGGAAGGGCUGCUGUACGCUCAGAAAUCGAUGUGGCGGCCGGAGGAACAGGAGACGCUAUCGUAUGCGUUGGCUUGAAGAAGAUGUGGCGGCCGACGUUUGUUUAGGUAAGAAGUCUGUUUUUUUUGGGUGAUGGAUGUAUGUCUGUAUGAGUGUGCCGCCAUGGUUGAGUAUCGAUUGUCAGGGAAGUUGAAGUGAAUCGGACAGGGACGAAGGACAGGUUAGUUGAAUUGCUUGCUUAGAUGAUCCGAUGUUGUGUUUUUUUUUUGUCUGUGGACGACGAUGAUGAUGUGAAAUUAGCCGUUUAGUGGCCAUUGAAGAGCAGUGAGCCUCUGCAACUAAUUACUUAAAUUGAGAACGAAGAUGGAGAUAACUCUGCUAUACUGCAUUUACUAUAUAUAUAUACUCAUUCUCUCUGUA